AUGGAAGGAACACUACGCAGUGUAGAACCAUUGGCCUAUUACGUCAAUACUUUGUCCGACUUUGAUGCCCAAGUCGUAACAGCCUACAAGAAGAAAGACAAUAAAAAAAUCAAGGAGCUUGCCUCCACCGGGAACAUGAUGGAUAUGGAUUUAUUCAUUUGUGUGAACAAACGAUGGCACGGGUUUAUUUUGUGCGUUCCCGCGGGUGAAGACGAGACUGGCUUGAUCGAUUUUUCGGAUGUUGUAAAAUCACCCUUUGACAUCCCCGCUCAAAUGAUGUGCUGGCAAUACGAGCUGUGUAUUGAGAACGAAGAACAAAGGUGGUACAAGAUACGCAAAGAGUGCAGUCUCUUCAGGGAUGUUGAGAACAGAAUCCAGCGCAGUUUUUAUAUCAGUAGAUUCAAAGGAAUAAGUUUAAACGCUUUGCAGUUUGUGGCCAUGCGAGCUGCUCCCCAUCGAUACAGCGUUCUCCUGGAGGACUGUGUCGAGUUUGCGAAGGAAUUUUGCAUCCAGGCCCUCGCAUACUCUUCCAACUGGCGUGAGAUAGAAGAGCGCGUGCAUGGUAACAUCGCUAAGGCAACGGCUAGUGGAUUCACUGUCGAGAAGCUGUCGCGAAACAUCCGCAGCUCUGGUUGGCUGGGAAAUACUUUCCUGGGAGGGGUGGAUGUUAGCAGUUGGUUGUCGAAUCGUUAUGGCGUCGCCAUAGCCGUUUGUUUGGGUUUAUUUUUGCUCAUUUAUCCUGUUGUAGUUACUGUUAUCGUAAUCAAAUUGUACAAGUAA
Messenger RNA from Porites evermanni, 780 nucleotides. NCBI's taxonomy places the organism in Eukaryota, Metazoa, Cnidaria, Anthozoa, Scleractinia, Poritidae. The record is from the annotation of a GenBank genome assembly.